UACAAAAAAGAUCGACGUGUGGUAGUUCAGCGAUUACGGUUGAAUAAAAGAUGAUUCGGGAACGGCGCGCGUUGUCUUACCUUCAGAACUAAGGGAGUAUAUGGAAUAGAAUUUUUGUGGUAACAUCCUUGCUAGGAUGGAGGCAACGUCGAAGAGAGACUUCGCUUACGCGAUGACACCGAUAAAAGUACUGUCGUGGUCCGUUGGUACCUGGCCUCUUCAAAAGUACAACGUCUUCGCGAAGAUACGAGCCUAUUUCGCGAUUACAUUUCUGACUCUAAUGGUAAUGAUCAUAUAUGCGGAAAUGUUUCUCGACUACAGAGACGCUGAGAAGAGUCUGGACGCUAUGGUCAUAUUUACCUCCGGAAUUCUCGCGAUCGCUAAAGUCUAUCGUUUUCACGUGUGGCCGGAGAACCUCAUCAAAAAUUUUGUAUCUGCUUCGACGGAUUACAACAAAUUUUACAGCAAGGAGAAACGAGCUAUUCUACGGAGGCACGCUUACAUGGGCAGAAUGGCGUGCGCCAGUCUGAUCGGUUUCGCUUAUUUCAGCGCGACGCUCUUCUCGGCCGUGGCUAUGCUAGUCGGGAAAGAGGAAGAGAUAGUUGUUAACGCAACCGAGGCACCGGACUAUCCCAUUCCUUCCGAACUGGUGUUGGAACUUGUACAGAUUCCGAAAUAUUUGUACUUCAUCGUCUUCGUCAUGGAGUAUCUGAUGCUGAUAUAUACGAGCAAUGGGAAUCUGGGCAGCGAUUCGUUAUUUCUUGGUAUCACGUUUCAUUUAUGCGGUCAAGUGGAAGUUUUGAAAAUGGAGAUCAUUAAACUGACAAACGAAAACGAGAGGACGUCGAAGAAUUUUAAAGUGCUGGUCGAGAGACACAUUUAUUUAAUGCAGUUAGCGAAGAUGUUAAUCGAGACGAUCAGCUGGCUCUUGGUUUUUCAACUGUUUUCGAGCUGCGUGCUUAUUUGCACGAGCGGAUUUCAAUUUAUUCUUGCGCUGAGCGCUGGAAACGUUAUCUUGACUUUAAAAACGUUUAUGGUCAUGUCAGCGUGUUUGGUGCAAUUGUUUGGAUAUAGUUAUACGGGUCAUUAUUUGAAAAACCAAAUGGAGAGUGUCGGUCACUCGACGUACUUCUCUGCCUGGUACGAUUUACCUCGAGAAGUGGCCAAGAGCAUGAUUUAUGUAAUUAUGAGGGCUCAAGACCCGGUAGAACUAAAAGCGGGAAGUUUCUUUGUCGUCAACAUGGAAACUUACAUGAGUAUUAUAAAAACGUCUAUGUCGUAUCUCUCUGUCCUUCGAGUAAUGGUAAACUCUUAAGAUUGUCAAAGCUCUGAUAUUGAAUAAAAGGACAGAAUGUAGUAAAUGCUAAUGUCUCUUUUCAAUGUCACAUAUUAUCCCAUGAUAUCCACGAUGACUAUCAUUACUUCCUGGAGUAAGCUUCGCGUAUUCAAUUGGGCGAUGGAGUGAUAAUGAUAUCGUAUCGUACGCGUUGUAGCGACGUUACUCACUUAACGAUUACACCUUUUAUGCUUACAUUCCUGAACACAAAAGAUCACUCGGGCCGUCUAGAAUUCCGGAAGAUUUAUCUACUCGUCCGUCUAUCCGGACUGGUGACGAGGAACACGCGAAAACUA
Ceratina calcarata is the source of this 1632-nucleotide messenger RNA. RefSeq names its product odorant receptor 45b-like. NCBI's taxonomy places the organism in Eukaryota, Metazoa, Arthropoda, Insecta, Hymenoptera, Apidae. Gene Ontology annotation, molecular function: odorant binding; olfactory receptor activity. Gene Ontology annotation, biological process: detection of chemical stimulus involved in sensory perception of smell; sensory perception of smell. The transcript has 4 exons. Gene Ontology annotation, cellular component: plasma membrane. The record is from RefSeq and is a predicted model, not a curated record. The coding region runs from base 137 to 1315 and encodes 392 amino acids.